Molecule: messenger RNA, 1633 nt
Organism: Pistacia vera
Lineage: Eukaryota; Viridiplantae; Streptophyta; Magnoliopsida; Sapindales; Anacardiaceae
Product: NAC domain-containing protein 87-like
Exons: 3
Coding region: 133-1341 (402 amino acids)
Biological process (GO): regulation of DNA-templated transcription
Molecular function (GO): DNA binding
Source: RefSeq, a predicted model, not a curated record
UCUUAACCGCUCUCUCUCUCUUUCUUUUAUUUCUUCUCUUUUUGCUUUUCUAUAGUUUUUAUAUUAUUGUUGUUGCCUUCUUCUCUAGAUAUAUAACAGAACCCGUCUGUUUAAUUUCUGUGUAUUGUUCAUAUGGAAGAAGCUACUGUUGUGAACAAAGGAGACGACUUGAUCGAUUUGCCACCCGGCUUUCGAUUCCACCCCACCGAUGAAGAGAUCAUUUCUCAUUAUCUGACCGAGAAAGUCAUGAAUAGCGGCUUUGCUGCUUGUGCGAUUGGUGAAGUUGAUUUGAACAAGUGUGAACCAUGGGAUUUGCCCAAGAGAGCAAAGAUGGGUGAGAAAGAAUGGUACUUUUUCUGCCAAAGAGACAGAAAAUAUCCAACGGGGAUGAGAACAAAUCGAGCUACUGAAUCUGGAUAUUGGAAGGCCACUGGCAAAGAUAAAGAGAUUUAUAAGGGAAAAAAUUGCCUUGUUGGGAUGAAGAAGACUCUUGUUUUCUACAAAGGGAGAGCUCCAAAAGGAGAAAAGACUAACUGGGUUAUGCAUGAAUAUAGAUUAGAAGGCAAAUUCUCUUAUUACAAUCUUCCCAAAACUGCAAAGGAUGAAUGGGUGGUGUGUAGGGUUUUUCACAAGAACACAGGGAUCAAGAAGAGUCCAAUUCCAGGCCUGUUGAGGAUCAACUCUUUUGGUGAUGAUCUAUUGGAUUAUUCUUCACUUCCACCUCUCAUGGAUCCUGCUUACCACUCCAGCAAACCCGGCUCAAGCUUCACGGAUAAUGAAAACGAAUUCAAAGCCAUCAAUACAGCUUCAACAUCAAGAUCUUUAGAUGGAAAUUACCUCUCAAACCUCCACACAAACAACAACAACAACCACCAAGGCUUUCUUCAUCCUCCAAAUAGUACUAACUACCCAACACAAACCUCCAAUUUUUACCCUCAAAUCCCAAUCUCAUCAAAUCCUAGUCUUCUCUCCUACCAAUCUACUCCAAAUCCUGCAGGCUGCUUACACCAAGGACUAAGGAAUAGUUCUGGUGCAAUCACAAGCAUAACCGGCUCCGGGUUUGGUGCCAAUGAUCAGGCGAUUUUACGGGCAUUAGCAGCCGGGAAUGAAAGUUCUAAAAUGGAGAAUAAUCCGUGCAAGGUCGAGCAGUUUUCAUCGAAUCAAUCCAUGGUCAGCCGCUCGCAAGACACUGGACUUAGCACAGACAUGAACACAACUGAGAUAUCCUCGGUUGUUUCGAAGCAAGACAUGGCAGGCAACACAUCGUAUGAAGAUCUUGAAGGUCCUUCAGUUGGCUGCUCCAUAGCUGAUCUAGAUAGCUUCUAUUGGGAGGACUACUGAACUGAUCAUCAAAGCUUUUAAAUACACUGAUUAUAAUUUUAAGUUAAAUUAAUCUCAUCAGGCUUGUUUGUUUCAUAAUUAAUUUCUUAGGAUCGGUAUAUGAUUUUUAAACAGCGAUGAUAUAUAUGUAGGUGUAAAAUGUAUCAGUUUGGAAUGUUCUGAAAUACUUGUAUAGAGAUUAAAAUUUCAUGGUGUCAAGAAAAAUACUAAUUUGCAGCGAAAGAUUCCAUGAAAAUAUAUACCUCUUGUACAUCUAUUCUUUCUAUAUGUUACUGCAUUUAUUCUUCUUGUU